AUUUAUAUCUGACAUCUGUAUAGCUGCAUUCUUCUGAGCCUUGCUGCGUUUCGAGAUGUAGGUCAAGAAUGCGUUCAGAAGAUAUUAAAUAGUCUUCCAUAUCAGGAUAAUCGUUUUCACCCAAAUGCAAGAAGUUUUUCUCGCACCUGCUGCUAUGUCUAAAAAUAGAAUGUUAGCAGAACUUUAGAACAUUUCAGUGCAAAAUAUGAGGAUUGUGUAAUUUGAAGUGAAGCAUAUGAAUAUCCUCCUCCUGAUUUCUCUAAUCACUUGAAGGCAGCGCAUUGAACCUGAACACCUCUACAGUAAACAAAGUUUUGCAUAAUGUUACUUUGUGGAUUCAGAUGCAUUCCAAGCAUAAAAAUGGGCUACAUUCCAAAAAGGUGCAUUUUCACAGCUCUAUCCUUUUUCGGCAUCUUUAUCAUUUAUGCCACAAGGGUGAAUAUGAGUGUCGCCAUAGUAGCAAUGGUCAACAGCACAAUUGAAUCUCCUCUUAACGGCUCAGAGGCCGUAGCUGGAUGUCCCAGCUUGUGGCACAAUGAAACUCAGGACAAUGAUAAGGAUUUUAAGGGCGCAAAAUACAACUGGAAUUCAGAAAUUCAAGGCAUAGUGCUCAGCUCGUUCUAUUAUGGUUAUAUUAUGACACAGCUGCCAGGCGGGGUACUUUGUGACAAAGUGGGAGCCAAGUGGUUAUUUGGUGGAGGUGUUCUGAUUACCACAGCCCUUUAUUUGUUGGUACCGUUGGCCGCAAGUUGGGGAGUUAUAGCUGUUGUUGUGAUAAGAAUUUUGGAAGGAAUAGGAGAGGGACUUACAUUUCCGGCUUUAAUUCAUGCCAUCAGCAAUUGGUCCCCGAAAUUCGAAAGAAGCCGUAUAUCUUCAAUAAUUGCCUUGGGAAUUCCAAUUGGAAAUAUCAUCGGAUCGCCUAUAUCUGGAUAUUUGAGCAGCAGUGACUUAUUUGGUGGAUGGCCGUCCACGUUUUAUCUAUUCGGAACAAUUGGCUGUGUUUGGUUUCUUUUGUGGUGUAUUUUGGCUUUUGAAACGCCAGAAUGCCAUCCCAGGAUUUCUAAAACAGAGCUAUUAUACAUUCAACAAAAUAAAAGUGAGAAAUCAAAAAAGGAUGUUCCCAUUCCUUGGAAAGACAUAUUUCUCUCGUUCCCAAUGUGGGCUGUAAUUAUCAGUCACUUCGGACACAAUUAUGCAUUCCUCAUGUUCCUCACCAUGAUGCCGACUUACUUCAAGACGAUUCUCCAUUUCGACAUUAAGACGAAUGGUCUGCUUUCUGCACUGCCAUAUGUAGUCCAAGGUAUAAGCACAUUUCUAGCCUCAUACUGCGCUGAUAAACUGCGAGAAUCCAAAAAACUGAGUAUAACUGCAAUACGAAAAAUUUGCAACACGAUUGGUUUAUUUGGUCCUGCUCUUUGCUGUUUAGGGAUUAUAGCGGCAGGUUGCCACGCACAACUGAUUAUUGUUUUGCUGUGUCUUACCAUGUGUCUCAAUGAUUUCGUAUAUUCUGGAUUUAAUGUCACGCACAUUGACAUGAGCCCAGAUUAUGCAGGUGUCCUUUUUGCUAUAACCAAUACUAUUUCUAAUACUGCUGGAAUUCUUAGCCCUACAAUUGUCGGUCUUCUUACAGCGAAUGGGGAAACUGUUGAAAAUUGGAAUAAAAUAUUUUUCAUCACAUCAGCAGUUUACGUUUCGUGCGGAUUGUUCUACGCCAUUUUCGCUUCGGCUGAAGUCCAACCUUGGGGAUUGGCAAACAGAGACACUCAGAAAGUUGAUGAAAAGAAAAUGAAAAUAUUUUUUAUAGAGCCGACAAGUUGAAUGAUCUUUAUAUUAGGAAGAAAAUAUUAAAUCUUGCACAAAGCUCCAUCUGUUUUAAAGAGAAAAUUGUAUUAUAUAUGUUGUACAAUAUUGUAAAAUAUACCAUGUAGAAUUCUGAACUGUUAAUUUCAAUUGCAUUUUAACCAAAUUAUUAUUAAAAGAAACACAAAGAAAGUUGCUCAAAACAAUAUUUUUUUAUAGAGCCAGCAAGUUGAUAGUCUCUAUAUUAGGAAAAAAAUGAUAUUUUUUGUUUCACAAAACUCCAUG
Molecule: messenger RNA, 2085 nt
Organism: Argiope bruennichi
Lineage: Eukaryota; Metazoa; Arthropoda; Arachnida; Araneae; Araneidae
Product: sialin-like
Exons: 11
Coding region: 322-1818 (498 amino acids)
Biological process (GO): monoatomic anion transport; transmembrane transport
Molecular function (GO): transmembrane transporter activity
Source: RefSeq, a predicted model, not a curated record